UGUCAUGGGCCUUCAUCAUCGUGCUAAAUCUAACGGCGUCAAUUUACUCCAACCUACACACGCACAAAACCUUCAAAACCUGAGUCAACAUCGUUAGACCUUUUUCGAAUCUUCCCGGCGGCAAUGGCGAUUCCGGUUACUUCAAUCCUACUCAUCGUCGCCGUAACAAUUCUCUCCACGACGACGCGUUUUGUCGAACCGAGCAGCGACAAUAACAACGUCUUCUCGCCGUGCACCGAUGCGACCAUACAGAGAUCGGACGGUUUCACUUUCGGAAUCGUUUUUGCGUCGAGGACUGCGUUUUUCUUCAACAGCUCGGUUCAGUUGUCACCUUGCGAUAGGAGGCUUUCUCUUUCGAACUCACAACUCGCUGUCUUUCGCCCAAAAGUGGAUGAGAUCUCCCUUCUCACGGUCAACAGCAGUACUUUUCCACCGGAUAACGUUGGUGGGUAUAUGGUGGCAUUUGCUGGUAGAAAAUACGCUGCAAGAUCAAUCCCUGCCUUUGUUGCAAACAGCACCUACAUCGUCACCAGUUUCACCCUAGCGAUGGAGUUCCAAAAGGGGAGACUACAGAACUUGUUUUGGAAAAGAGACGGGUGUUCUUCAUGUUCAGGAAAAAGCAACUUUGUGUGCCUUAACAAUCAGGAUUGUGCAAUCAGGACUAAUUCUUGCAAGAACAGAGGAGGAACAGUUGAUUGUAGCAUUGGAAUACAGCUUGCGUUUUCUGGAACUGAUAAACAUGAAUCGGUUUUUAAUUCAUGGUAUGAGGUUAAAAACCUUCGUCAGUACUCUCUGUUUGGGCUUUAUCAAAAUCUUAAGGAUUCUCUUACUAGUCAGUACAAUAGUUUCUUUUAAGUUUUAAACAAGAUGACUUUAUAUCUUUGCUCAUUCACGGAUCGUGUUUUUAUGUUUUUGUGAAGUUUGGAUUUGAAAAUUCUGUGUUUUUGUAAAUUGUUGUACCACAAUGAGAUGAUAUAUUAACCGUGUUCUAUCGA
This is a messenger RNA of Lactuca sativa (garden lettuce), 995 nucleotides long. RefSeq lists its product as uncharacterized. Gene Ontology annotation, molecular function: metal ion binding. Gene Ontology annotation, cellular component: cytosol. NCBI's taxonomy places the organism in Eukaryota, Viridiplantae, Streptophyta, Magnoliopsida, Asterales, Asteraceae. Gene Ontology annotation, biological process: protein histidyl modification to diphthamide. The record is from RefSeq and is a predicted model, not a curated record.